Morchella sextelata is the source of this 1941-nucleotide messenger RNA. RefSeq lists its product as uncharacterized. The record is from RefSeq and is a predicted model, not a curated record. The transcript has 8 exons. Lineage: Eukaryota; Fungi; Ascomycota; Pezizomycetes; Pezizales; Morchellaceae. Gene Ontology annotation, cellular component: cytoskeleton. Bases 1 to 1941 code for a protein of 646 amino acids.
AUGGCUGAAAUCGUGGGGCCGGCUGCCGCUAUCGUCGCACUCAUCAAUGUCAUCGGAAAAGCAGCCUUUAUGGGCCAUGGCUACCGUGAAAAGGUCAAGGGAGCUUCAGAACAGAUUAAGAGGCUUGUAGACGAGCUCGAUUCUCUGAAGCUAGUACUCAUUUCUCUACAAAAUCAUAUUGAGCAAGAUCCAGAUUCGUUGCAAACACUCCGGAGGCUUGGUCCUCGGCUCACAAGAUGUGAAGAGGAUGUACAGUUACUUAUCAAAAAGCUGGAGAAGCCCCAGUCCAGAUGGAGGUGGUUCUUCAGGCGACUUAAAUGGCCUUUGGAUGAAGCAGAUACUCAGCAAACAAUUAAAGGGCUUGACAGGCUCAAAAACACUUUUGCUUUAGCACUCAACGCCGAUCAUAUCUCCAUCGCACGACGAAUUGAGCGAAACACCAAAGGUAUACAUAACUCUGGGAGAAUGGAACAACGUCGGGUUGUGUUGGGUUGGAUAUACGCUAGGCAUUUUUAUAAGAAGCACCGCAAGAUCAAAGGUCGCCGGCAUCCUCAUACAGGUCUGUGGAUAUUGAGAGAUAUAGAGUUUAUGAAAUGGUUCUCGGAUACAGAUUUCCAAAUACUUUGGGGCCACGGUAUUCCCGGAGUGGGAAAGACAUUUUUGAGCUCUGUCUUAAAUGCUCUCGAGGAAUAUUCCUACUUGCGCGAUUUAAUCUCCCCAAACACUACCCCUUAUAAUACUGGCCUCCCGGAUAUCACCCCUGUGAGAAUUACCCCCCAACCACAAGGAUAUAGGACCUUCAGGCCUGGUGUUCAAGAAUACUAUAAUAAUUCGGAGUUUGACGCAUUCGAUGAUUCGGACCUUGAAACAGAAACAACUCAUGAUUCGGGCAUCGAAAUACCCGACUCCCCAAUAUUUUCCUUCUCCCAUGUCAACAUCAACGCUGAUCGUGUGCGUGAAGAUGACGAAACCACCGUAACCACCGACAUCGUAUACAACCAGAUGAUUGAAUGCGAAGAGGCCAAAAAUCGCGCCGAUGAAAACCUCAGGAAGCAUAGAGAGCACCUUCACCGGAAAAUAACAAAGAAACUGAAAAAUGCAGAGCUACCAGACGGUGCAGACCCCACCGAUGCUAGCAGUCACCUAAAGUCGUUCCUACGGGAGAAAGCUCGAGAAUCAAAGGAGGGAGAUCGUCAAAGACGAGAGCGAGAAACAAGAGAGAAAGAACAACAAGAGCGAGAGCAAAAAGCAAGGGAGAAAGAGCGUCAAGCGCGAGAGCGAGAAGCAAAGGAAAAAGAACGUCAAGAGCGAGAGCAAAAAGAAAAAGAAAAAGAACGUCAAGAGCGAGAUCGAAAAAUAAGGGAGAGAGAACAACAAGAGCGAGAUCGACUAGCAAGGCAAAACGAACGUCAAGCACGAGAGCGAGAUGCGAAGGAAAAAGAACGUCAAGAGCGAGAAAAAAAGGAAAAGGAACGUCAAGAGCGAGAGCGAAAAGCAAGGGAGGUAGAACAACAAUUACGAGAUCGAGCAGCACAAAUGCGAGAACGAGUAGCAAUGGAGAGAGAACGCCAGGAGCGAGAGCGACAAGCAAGAGAGAAAGAACGUCAUGAGCGAGAGCAGGAAGCAAGAGAGAACGUACGUCUAGUUAGAGAGUUAGAAGCAAGAGAGAGAGCACGUCAAGAGCGAGAGCAGGAAGCAAGAGAGAACGUACGCCUAGUUAAAGAGCUAGAAGCAAGGGAAAGAGCACGUCGAGAGCGAGAGCAGGAAGAAAGAGAGAACGUACGUCUAGUUAGAGAUCUAGAAGCAAGGGAGAGAGUACGUCGAGAGCGAGAGCGAGAAGAAAGAGAGAACGAACGCCGAGCUAGAGAGCAAGAAAAAAAGGUGCAAGAUAACGCUAAAAAGGCUAGAAAGAUUCAGAAGAAGCGUGGUUCGAGGGGUUAA